AUGGAACACCCAGAGAAGCGCGUGCCGUUGUUGACCAGCAGCACUGAGAGCUUCAAGAUCGGCCUCAAGAGCUAUGCUCAGCUGCCUGGCCCAAAGCACGGGUACUCUGCCGGCCAGGAUCUAUCCCCUGUCAAAAGUGUCAGAGGAGCGAAGGCGACUGCCUCAACAGCGCAGUCGGCAGCGUCGUUUGUGGUCAGCGCGGUGGCAGCAGACACCGGCGUUGACACCAAGUGCUGGAUGGAUGGUCAUGAGGAGGAGGACACCUGCACAUCCGGCGUGUCCGGUGUGCACGCACGCCCCCUGCUUGAGACAUCCAGGGCCAACACCAAGGGGACGACGCCCUCAGUGGCAGCCUUGAAGGCUCCCCUCAGCCCGCAGGCCUUGCCGGUGGAUGGCGCUGCGCGCAUCCUGGCUGCCAAUGCAGUCCUGCUGACGCCAGGACAGCCGACCUCAGAUGUGACCGGGGGUAAGAAGCCUUCCAGGGCAAGAAAGGGCGGCUCGGGUGACAGUGGGAGCGCACGCUCCGCAGACAGUGCGGGGAGCAGCGGCAGCAGCACAAAGACCAGUGGCCGCACCCAGACCAUCCACAAGGAGAACUGCCCCUGGCGCUGA
Messenger RNA from Coccomyxa subellipsoidea C-169, 612 nucleotides. RefSeq lists its product as hypothetical. The transcript is spliced from 5 exons. The record is from RefSeq and is a predicted model, not a curated record. NCBI's taxonomy places the organism in Eukaryota, Viridiplantae, Chlorophyta, Trebouxiophyceae, Coccomyxaceae. The coding region runs from base 1 to 612 and encodes 203 amino acids.